AUGACCAAGCACGCAGCUUUCAUCUCGACCCCCCUCCUCCAUUCACUUGCUACACGUCGUAACGCUCCACGCGCUUUAGCACAAUGUACUGCGGCAAGCGCCCCAUCAGUGAUAGAGGGAAGGGUAGAAGAAGAUAUCCCUUCCACCCUUCCCUCCUCUCUCCACAUCGGCAACCUCCAAAUAUCUCCUCCAGUCGUCCUCGCCCCAAUGGCUGGCGUCACCAACUACCCGUUCAGAAAGCUGUGUCGCACACACGGCGCCGCCCUCUACGUCUCUGAAAUGGUUUUGGCCUCCUCGCUCUUAUCCGGGCAACCAACCACCCGCCUCCGCUUCGGCGUAGACGAAGACCUCCGCUCAGCUCAGCUAUACGGCACGGACCCAUCCAACAUCGCAGCCGCCGCCAACUUCUUGAUAAACCACCACGGCGUCAAGCACAUCGAUCUCAACUUCGGCUGCCCCGCCCCCAAAGUCCUGCGACGAGGCGGCGGUGCUGCCAUCCCCGCCGACGAACACGUCCUGGCCCAAAUUGCAUCCGCCGCUGUCACCGUCGCCACCCCGUACGGAGUCCCGGUCACGGCAAAAAUGAGAGCCGGUCUGUCUCCGUCCCAUUUGACCUAUGCCCGUGCAGGGCAGGUGCUCCAGGAUUGCGGCGUCGCCGCUAUAACCCUUCACACGCGCACGGCAAACCAAUUGUAUGCCAAGGGCGCUGGCCGUGCAAACUGGGACCGCAUACGCCAUCUGCAGCAGUUGCUGGACAUUCCAGUCAUCGGCAACGGAGACGUCUUCACGGCCCAGGAUGCGGUCGACAUGCUACGAGAGACUGGCGCCGCUGGCGUGGCCAUCGGUCGAGGUUGUCUGGGGCGCCCCUGGUUGUUCCGUGAUCUUCGCGAAGCACUGGAGACGGGAAGGACAAAUACGAUUACCGUGCCUCCGUUUGAGCAGGUGCGCGAUACAAUGAUGGAACAUGUCAGAGAGGCCGUCGAUUGGAUGGCGGCUGAUCAAGUCGAUGAGCUCGCCGCGCUCAAGUCGAUGCGCAAGUGGUUUGCGUGGUACUGGCGCGGGUAUGAAGGCUUGCCUGGCGACUGGACGACGCAAAUGUGUAAAGCAGAGACGCUGGAACAAUUUGAGGAGAUUUCAAAUGCUUUUGAUGGAAAAGGUGUUGGCUUCGCUUUGAACAAAGUUGUCGGGGAACGCGGAAAGGUAGGCGGGAUAACAUAA
Messenger RNA from Chondrus crispus (carragheen), 1218 nucleotides. RefSeq lists its product as hypothetical. Lineage: Eukaryota; Rhodophyta; Florideophyceae; Gigartinales; Gigartinaceae. The coding region runs from base 1 to 1218 and encodes 405 amino acids. The record is from RefSeq and is a predicted model, not a curated record. Gene Ontology annotation, molecular function: tRNA dihydrouridine synthase activity; RNA binding; flavin adenine dinucleotide binding. The transcript has a single exon. Gene Ontology annotation, biological process: tRNA processing.